Molecule: messenger RNA, 873 nt
Organism: Alternaria atra
Lineage: Eukaryota; Fungi; Ascomycota; Dothideomycetes; Pleosporales; Pleosporaceae
Exons: 3
Coding region: 1-873 (290 amino acids)
Biological process (GO): superoxide metabolic process
Molecular function (GO): superoxide dismutase activity; metal ion binding
Source: RefSeq, a predicted model, not a curated record
AUGAUUACACGGUGUCUGGCCCGCCGGCCGGGUGCCAUUCAGUCUGCGGCCGGGGCUUGGAGGAGAAUACCAUCACCCGCCCGCAGCAUCUACACGAUCCCCCCGCUGGACAACCAUGCCCAGGUAGAGCAGAACGGUGUUCCCGGCCUGCUCUCACCAAAGGGCUUCAAUACUGCGUAUACCGAAUACCAAGGGCACAUUAUUGACGAGCUAAAUGCGUCGACAGCCGGUACACCCUUCGAGAACCAGGAAGCAAAGGCCCUCGUUGUAGAUUUCGCCCGCGACCCGAUGAAAGCCUAUGCCUUCAACAUCGCUAGCAUGGCCUUCAACAACCACUUCUUCUUCCGCGGCAUCAACACCAACCCAGACGUGCAAUCGCGGCCAUCCACCGACCUCCAGAAGCAGAUCAACCGGGACUUUUCGUCCAUGGAAACACUGCGCGACACAUUCCUCGCCACGGCUGAGUCCAUGUUUGGCCCCGGCUUUGUCUGGCUCGUGCAAACCAACGACACUAGCUUCGGAAGCCUGCGCAUUCUGCCCACAUAUCUCGCCGGAUCACCGCUGUCGGGCGCUCACUACAGGCGGCAAUCGCACGAUCUCAACACACACAACGUCGAUUCGUACCAGGCAGUGAACAAGGUUGGGUCGUUUGGGGCGGCGGCGCAGCAAGACCAGAGGGCCAAGAAGCCGCUGGGUGGCAUCGAUGUAGUACCACUACUGUGCGUAAACACAUGGGAGCAUGUCUGGCUACAGGACUACGGUGUCCGGGGGAAGAGGGCUUUCCUCGACAAGUGGUGGAACAAGAUUGACUGGGACUUUGUGGGGCAGAACGCAACGCUGUCACCACGUCAGAAUGGAAGCUUUUUCAACUAG